AUGGGACGCGAUGAGCAACAAGAGGAGCGCGAAGUGCUCGACUCCAUCUUCCCAGACGAGAUCCAGGACAUUUCGGAAUCCGAAUACCGCAUCACCAUCACCUUAGAUGUUAGGAAAGACGAGGAAGAUGAGCCGGACAUCGCCAUCAUCCUUAAUGUCCGCUACCCAGAGGCAUACCCGGACGAGGCGCCUCACCUCGAUAUCACUCAGCCACCCAAUGCGCCCAAGUACGCCCACCUGGACAUUCAAGAGGAUAAGGCCCGCCUGCUUGAAGCCUUACAACCCACCGUUGAGGAGAAUCUAGGCAUAGCUAUGAUCUUCACGCUGGUCUCCACACUCAAGGACAGCGCCGAACUGCUCGUCUCCGAGCGUCAGGCCGCCAUUCAGGCGCAGAAGGACAUCCUUGUCGCGAAAGCGGAGGAGGAGGAGAACCGCAAGUUUGAAGGUGAGAAGGUGACACGUGAGACGUUCCUCGCCUGGAGGGAGGGGUUCAAGAAGGAGAUGGAGGAGGAGAAGGCGCGGAGGGCGGCGGAGAUGGAGGCUGAAGAGCGGAAGAAGAGGGGCGGUAAGCUCGAGGAGAAGAAGUUGACCGGGCGGCAGCUUUGGGAGAUGGGACUGGCCGGAAAGACUGUGGAAGAAGAGGAAGAAGGCGAGGAUGGGUUGGAGGGCAUGCAAAGGCUCAAGGUGGAAGGGUGA
Molecule: messenger RNA, 696 nt
Organism: Baudoinia panamericana UAMH 10762
Lineage: Eukaryota; Fungi; Ascomycota; Dothideomycetes; Mycosphaerellales; Teratosphaeriaceae
Exons: 1
Coding region: 1-696 (231 amino acids)
Biological process (GO): cytoplasmic translation
Molecular function (GO): protein binding
Source: RefSeq, a predicted model, not a curated record